CUGAUGUUCGCUGUGUGAUGUGCGAGCAGGUUUGAUUCAUGGAUGAUGUGCCGUUUUGUGUCUUUUCAGCAGGCCUAGCACCACAUUGGCCCUCGUUUCUAUAAAUAAUGACCAAAGAGGUGAAGAACGAAAAGUCCAGCGGCAAGGAAGAUGCAAGUGAGAAGAGGAAAGUGAAGGAGGCACCGAGUACGAAGGUUGUGAUCCGGUGUCUUCCUCCGACUCUAACUGAAGCCGACUUUCUGGAGCAGAUUUCCCCGCUUCCGAACAACAAUUACCUAUACUAUGUAAAAGCGGACCGAAGUCUUGAAGUCAAUGCCUUCUGCCGAGCCUACAUCAACUUCAUCAACCCAGAGGACAUAGUACCCUUCCGAGACCAGUGGGAUGGGUAUUCAUUCACCGACGCCAAAGGGACUGAAUAUCCAGCGGUGGUUGAGUUUGCUCCCUACCAGAAAAUCCCCAAGAAACAAGGUCGGAAGGUGGACCCUCGCUGCGGCACCAUAGAAAACGACGAUGAUUUCAAGGUGUUUGCAGAGUCGUUGCAGGCGGAGGUGGAGCGUUUGCCCAGCGCGGAGACGUACCUAGAAGAGCUGGAGGCCAAACUCAGCGAGAAGGAAGCUAAAGAGUUGACGCCUCUUCUGGCCUUCCUCAAGAACAAGAAACUGGAGAGGGUCAAAAUCCGUCAGGAGGCCCGGGACGAGCGACGGCGGAAAGAGCGCGAGCAGAAGAAGCGGGAGGAGGAGCGGAGGCGGCAGCGGGAGAAACAGCAGCGACAGCGGGAACGGGAGGCCAAGGAGAAGGCGAGAGACAAGAAGGAAGGGGAGAAAGAGGAACCCCAAAAGAUCAAGUUACUCAAGAAACCUGAAGAAGAGAAGAAGGACCGGAAAGAGGAUGCGGCAGCCAUGGAUGCGAAGGGCAAGGAGAAGAUGGGCAGACGAGACCAGGCCAGACGAGAUGACAGUAGGAAGGAGAGAGACACAAAGCCCCAAGCGAAACCGGACAGAGAGGACAGGGAAAGACCCCCCCGACACAAGGACCGAGACCCUGAGCGGGAACGGAGGGACAGGGAGAGGGAACAUCAGCGGACGAGGGAGAAGGAGCGGAACAAGGACAGGGGUGGGGAGAGACAGCCCGACAGAGACCGUGACAGACACCAUGGGGGAGACCGUGGGGGAGGAGAGAGGGACAGGGGACGAGACAAGGAUGUGGGAGCUGCACCAGAGAAACGCUCGCCUAAAGAUUCAGACUCGUCAUCCAAGGGACAGGCCCCAAGGGACGACAAGCGAAGGGAUUCCCACUCAGACCGGCAGGUAAGAGGAGGCGGGCGGGACAGUGAGAGGGCCAAGAGGAAUGAGCCGCCCAGCAGGGGCUCUGACCAGAGGCGAUCUGAGAAGAGUGAUGUGGCCCGCCAGUCCAAAUCGGCUGCCCUGAACGGGGAGGGCUCGUCUGGCAGGAAGGAUGAGAAGGAAAUUGCCUCGGCUGACAAGAGACCGGCAUGCGGGAGGAGGAGCUCGGACCUUGGAACAGACUCAAGCGAGGGGUCGUCAGAGAAAUCCGGAAAGUCAACAAGAGGGAAGGAGGGGACCGAUCGCCUUCGGAAUAAGGACCGGCCUGCCAUGGCCCUUUAUAAGCCAGGUCAGAGGUUAUCAUCUUCCAAAAGCCAUGAGGAUAAGGAGCUGGGGGACAAGGCCAAAGGUCAGAGGUCGAGCCCCCGGGAUGGUGAUGCCAAACCGGUGUCCCAACCAGAUCAGGUGAAAACUGGCAGCGAGCGAAGAGACGGACGGAGGGAGAGCAAAGAUUCGGGCGGGGGGCAAGACGAAGGCGCCUUCCCAGGCAAAGGGGGAGGCAAAGGCCAGGGACGGCAUGACCAUCGGAGGGAGGACAGGAACAGGAGAGAUGGGCAUGGCUCACGGGGCGGAGAGCAGAGACCACCAAGACGAGAAGGAGGCAAGGAAGACCGACCCAAACGGGAUGACAGACCCAGGGAAAGAGACAGAGGCACUGGUCAGACCAGAGAUGGGGAUAAAGUGCAGAGCAGUGAAUCAUCCAAGAGUGAUAGCAGCGACAAGCUACGGGACAAAGGGAGUGCCACACACAGAGAGGGUGAUAAAUCCCAGGACAAACCACGGGACAGAGGGGGUGACAAAAGGGGUGGCACACCCCGAGAUGGUGACAGACAUAGAGACCGAGGUGGGGACCGAGGUAGAGACAGGGGUAGUGAUGCCACUAAGGAUAGAAAGGGUGACAGACCCCGCGAUAGAGGCAGUGACAAACCCAAAGACAAAAGGGUUGACAAACCCAGAGAAAAAGAGGGACAGAAGCCUGCAGAAAAGGGGAAUGAGAAACAGCCAGACAAGUAGAAGGGAGGAGAUAUUAGCUAUAUAUACACAAGUAUAAGAACUGGCGAGAAUCAUUGUUGUUUUCCAGAAUGGGUUUCUGGUAUAUCAACAGUGCUUACAGUUCAUAACAACUUUCACUUAUUGUGAAGAAUUAGAAGAUCUGUAUUUAGCUCUGGGUUUAGUUUUGUUUAUCCAUCUUUUUUCAGUACAAAUCUUUACAGAUUAUGAACAGUGGUUGCCCAAAUAACAAAUUUCCAAAGAACUAGGGUCUGUUUUGUGGCAUGUUUCCAAAUACUUUACUCUGUUGACCAAACCAAAGUGCGGAAUCUGUCGUAAGGAGCAUGAUCAUCAGAAACAGCGUCAUGUCAGUAGUGGUAUUAAAUGUUCCGCUGACGCUUUAACAGGAAUACUUUUACCUCGGUGAAGUUGGGUCGAUGGUACAAUGUGGCACCACUAAGUAGGCGGUUAUGCCGUGUUUGAACUGGUUUUAUUUUCUUUAUAAAUUUAAAAACACUGAACGAACAGAAAUCGCCGCGCACUUCGUCAAGCUUUUUCAAAAAUAUUUGAUUUGGGCGGAUUAAUGAUGACUUGCUUGUUGUCAUGUUUGGUUAGUUGGUAGACUUUUGGAAGCCUAGGAUAAGAACAUUAUCUUAGAGGGCCUUUCGUUUACAUUUAGUUUUAUUUCACUGUUAACUGAAAAUGUGCAAAUGUGAAUAAGACCAUGUUUAUGGAACUCUA
This is a messenger RNA of Acanthaster planci (crown-of-thorns starfish), 3074 nucleotides long. RefSeq lists its product as uncharacterized. The record is from RefSeq and is a predicted model, not a curated record. Gene Ontology annotation, cellular component: nucleolus; cytoplasm. NCBI's taxonomy places the organism in Eukaryota, Metazoa, Echinodermata, Asteroidea, Valvatida, Acanthasteridae. Gene Ontology annotation, molecular function: mRNA binding. Gene Ontology annotation, biological process: nuclear-transcribed mRNA catabolic process, nonsense-mediated decay; positive regulation of translation.